CAUUAAAACUUGUGCAGUGACUUUUAAAACCGUCUAUUGUGGAUGAAAAUUUUAAUGCUUUGAGUCACAAAAGGAUAAUCAGAUAGACAGACAGACAGACAGGCAGACUGACCGACGAUAGAGUUACAAGAUAUAAGAGAGGUUUGCAUAUAAAAUGAUGGAUCGAAUACCAUCAAUAUCGUUGACCGGAUUGUCAUUAUCUCAUCAUCCACUUUCAUCACUUCAAUCGCAAAAUCUCGCGACAUCAACGAACCCAUCAUCAGCUUCACUCAAUCAACAAGCGUUGAACUCUCUCAAUUUCCAUCAACAAAAUCACAGUCACAAUCAACUUAAUCAGAAUUUAAAUCAUUCGCUGAUAUCUUCAUCCAAUAACGUCACACAACAUCACCAACAUCAUCAUACUCAUCAACAGCAGAUUCAACAGCAACAAUCACAAUUGCAUUCAACAAAUUUACAUCAUCAUCAACAGCUCAAUGGAUUGCUCAACAAUGUCGGUGCAAAUGGUCUGCUUACCUCGUCAUCGUUGAUGAAAAAGCCACACGAUGAUCACAUUAAACGUCCAAUGAAUGCUUUUAUGGUAAAGUUUGGAGUCGAUUGCAACGAAGAAAAAUCGCUCAAGACAAUCCCAAAAUGCACAAUUCGGAAAUUUCGAAACGAUUGGUGUCUGAUGGAAUUGUUGAAAGCCCCAAGUCACAGUAUCAAUUUUGAUACGCCUAAUCGAGAUAAUCAAAGUAUUUACGACAAGAAAGUCUUACUUGGUCGUGGUGGAUAUGGAAUAGUCGUUCGCGCACAUUACAAAAAUCUCAACGUUGCUGUGAAAAUUUUAGAAAAAUCUAACUACAUCAAAUAUCAAUCGUUAAAAAAAGAAUCGAAUAUUUUAAACCUCAGUCACGAAAAUAUUAUCAAAAUAUUGAAAAUUGUUGAUUGUAAAACGUAUGGUGCAAUCAUCAUGGAAUUUCACGAAGGGAAAUGUCUUCAGUUCAUUCUUGAUCAUUAUCAAAUUGAUCUCAUCCAUCGUUUGAACAUAUUAAAAGACAUUUCGAGUGGAUUAAUGUUUUGUCAUGAAAAUAAAAUAAUUCAUGCAGACCUGAAGCCACAAAAUGUGAUGGUUGUAUUCGAUUCACCAAUUGUUGAUAAAAGUCGAGGAUUCUUGUGCAAACUCUUCGAUUUUGGCUGUUCUAUAACCAAAAAAAUAACUUCUGAUAAGGACUUAAUGGGAACAAUCCGUUACUGUGCUCCAGAAGUUUUACGUAACUUGGAAUCUGACUUUACAAUCGAUAUUUAUUCUUUCGCCAUAAUAAUGUGGCAAAUGAAAGCCAAUAAAAUUCCCUACGAUUGCAUUGUAGAGAAUGAAACAAUCAUCUGGAAUGUGGUGAAGAAUGAUAUGAGACCAGAUUCGAUUACUGUAAACUUUGUCAACAAAGCAUUCAAUGAUGUAACAAAACAGCAACACAGCAAAACUGAAUUAUCAUUUCAUCAAUUGAAAAAGGUGAUAAAUUCACCAUUAACACCAAAGUUCUUCAAAAGAAACAUUGAAAACGUACCUGAUGUUCUCAUCAAUAAACCUUUGAAAUUAUUGCAAAAUUUGUCAGAUGCUACAUUUGUCCCCAAAAAUCAAAGCUUAAAAAUCCAAAAACGUGUCUCGUCUCGGAAGAAACUUUUCGAUUCACAUCUUUCAUCACCAAAGCAGUUAAAGAAUGAAAUAAAAUCAAUCGAUGAUCGACAAAAUUUGUUCAUAGAUGAAAAACUUCAUCUGCGAUCGCCUGGAGCAAUCUUACUCGUCGAGAGAGCUGAAUGGAAGCUUUUGACGGAAGAUGAGAAGAGGCCGUUCAUUGAUGAAGCUAAGAGACUUCGGGCAAUGCACAUGAAAGAACAUCCCGAUUAUAAAUAUCGUCCACGUCGUAAGCCAAAAGCAUUGAGACGAGAUGGUUAUCCUUAUCCAAUGCCCUACCCAUCUGUGCCCGUUGACGCUUUAAGAGCUGGAAUUGCCCCUGCGAGUUAUUUCUCUACAGGUAAUCCGUACCAUGGACUGGGCAGUCAUCUUUCAUCUCAAACAAGCCCUCAGGCAACCCAACAGAUGGACGUAUCGAAGUUUGCACUUGAUCGUAAUGCUUAUUUGAACACAGCCGCUGCUAUUUAUGAAUCAACAAAGCAGCAAGUGUCAUCCAACUACAGUGCGUAUUUGGAUCCAUCUGUUCUCACCAAGGCAUAUUUUGAUUCAAAAAUGUAUUCCGAUCGUGCGACUGCAUCAAACUAUGCGUUUGAUAUUUCAAAAAUUUAUGGUAAUCAAGGUGGCAAUCAGCAAGAAAUGAAUCAAGAUCGCGACACAACGCCACAGCUUGAUGAUAAUAAAAAUAUAAAUGACGGUAGUCACAUGGAUUUUAAUGGAAAUGGUGCACAAAGUUACCAAUCAUUUAAUCAACAGCCCAUCAAAUUUGAAAGCGAACAAACUGUACAACAGACACCAACUGCUGGAGGUGGUGGGGGAGGAUAUGAGAAAAAUGCUAAAAGAAUCUUUUUUCUAGGAAUUCCUGUUUUAAAGACAGGCACAGGACCACAGACAAGACCAUUUUCUCGUUAUCAUCACAGUGACAACAUGAGAGAUUCCUAUGACACUUUAAGAAAUGGACUGUGA
Molecule: messenger RNA, 2635 nt
Organism: Clunio marinus
Lineage: Eukaryota; Metazoa; Arthropoda; Insecta; Diptera; Chironomidae
Source: the annotation of a GenBank genome assembly